CCUCCUACGUGAUAACUGAUCAAACAGAGCUACGGAAAAUCAAGUGCAUGGAGAAGACGGGGAUCAGCAUAACAAGAGAGCUGAUGUGGUGGUGGGGAGUGAGGCUGGCUACGGUGCAGCAGCUCCUGGACCUGCUGCAAGGACUGCAGCUCUACCGAGCGGCUCAAGUCAUCCUGGACUGGACGUCAGCCUCUAAUAUUGCCAACUCUGAAAAAGAGGAGCUGGUAGAGCCGCCUAAGCAGGAGAACGUGUCUUUAACUUCUACAGAAAACAAAAAUAAAGAGAGAGAAAAUGAAAUAAGUCUGUUGCCAUCACCAGACUCUUCACAUCAGGGACCAUCACCAGCAGGCAGUGCUGGUUCCGAAGGAGCCGUGUAUUCACUCCCUUUUCCACCACCUCCCCCAAGAGACCUUUUGAAAUCCUUACAGUCAAAUCCUCCCGUCUCAUCAAGUGUGAAGCCUUGCAGCUCUGCCACUCCUCAGCAGGAGACUACGACUGAUCUCCCCAGCGGGAGUCUUUUGUGGACCCAGAGGGAAGUUGCUAAUGCCACAAACGGUUUCAGUGACAAGAGCAGGAUUUGUGAAGGUACUUUUGCGGAUGUCUACAAAGGUCAGAGAAACAACAUAGUGUAUGUCAUCAAAAGACUGAAAGAGAUGGAAUGCACAAGCCCAAAUUCUACCCAAAGGUUCUUUCAUACAGAAGUGCAGAUUUGCUUUCGGUGUUGUCAUGUCAACAUUUUGCCGCUGCUGGGUUUCUCAGUAGAAACUGGAUUGCACUGUCUGAUCUAUCCCUACCUGCCCAAUGCAUCACUACAAAACAAACUGCAGUGUCAAGAUGAUUCUGCUCCCCUGACCUGGGAGAUGCGAAUUAGCAUUUCUGUAGGACUCAUCCGAGCUGUAGAGUAUUUGCAUAAUUUUGGAAUUCUUCAUGGGAAUAUCAAAAGCUCAAAUGUCUUGCUGGAUGAAAACUUUACACCAAAGCUUGGGCAUUCAGGUCUGCGAUUGUAUUCUGCUGAUAAGAAAUCAGAAUAUGCCGUGAUGAAAACCAAAGUCUUACAAGCUUCUCUUACUUAUCUGCCGGAAGAUUUUAUCAGACACGGGCAGUUAACAGGAAAAGUUGAUGUAUUUGGCUGUGGUGUGGUGUUAGCAGAGAUACUGACAGGGAUUAAGGCACUGGAUGAAGGAAGACACCCUAUUUAUCUGAAAGAUAUGAUUGCUGAUGAAAUUCAAAGAGUGAAAGAAAGCUCAUACUCCAAAGUAAAAAAUUUUGAAAAGCUCGCUGCCAAGGAAAUAUGCCAUAAAUAUCUAGACAGGAAAGCAGGACACUUGCUGGAAGAGGUUGCUGUUGAUUUUGCCUCAGCCAUCUGCCUUUGUCUGAGAAAGAAGAAUUCUAACAUAGCAGAGGUGCUGGAAAGUAUGGAAAUGGCUGAAAAAAAAUUAAGAGAGCAUUACCUCUGUGGAGGCAGCACUUCUGGGUUCUCCAUGAACACUCCAGAAGAAACCGACGAUGAGACAACCAUUCUGAGCACGGACGUGCCGUCUGCGGGGGAGAGCCGGGAGCACAGCGUGCAGCCGGCGAUGCUGACGAGCGCCGGUCCGUGCGCACCUUCGGUGGCAGUUGGGACACCGGACACUUACUGCGGACAAGUGUCAAGGGUCCCGUGUGAAUCAGAUGAAUCGAGUAGUUUUGUGUGGAAUCCUUCAGAAAGAUCCGCAGAUGAGCUAUCUAGCAACAGCUGUAACAAUUCGGAAAACGUGGCAGCCUGUGAUUACAGGGUGAAGCAGGGAAAACCUGCAAGUGGACUCCAGGAAAGAAACGCAGCAUGUGCCAAAAGUGAUGAUGUCUUGGAUACAGCAUCUACUGCACAGAGCGCCUUUCCACAAAGCAACGCAGACCGUGACUCCUCGUGUUCCUCGCAAGCAUUGGCCAGAGAGACGUCUUGGAAAAUAAAGAUAAAUGAUCAAAAAAAGAAGCUCAUGGAAAAUAUUUUGCUGUAUGAAGAAGACAAAUUAAACAGUUCUGAACUUUUUGAAUCGUAA
This is a messenger RNA of Tauraco erythrolophus (red-crested turaco), 2039 nucleotides long. Lineage: Eukaryota; Metazoa; Chordata; Aves; Musophagiformes; Musophagidae. The record is from RefSeq and is a predicted model, not a curated record.